This is a messenger RNA of Aspergillus chevalieri, 786 nucleotides long. RefSeq lists its product as uncharacterized. The record is from RefSeq and is a predicted model, not a curated record. NCBI's taxonomy places the organism in Eukaryota, Fungi, Ascomycota, Eurotiomycetes, Eurotiales, Aspergillaceae. The transcript has 3 exons. The coding region runs from base 1 to 786 and encodes 261 amino acids. Gene Ontology annotation, biological process: thiamine diphosphate biosynthetic process; thiamine metabolic process. Gene Ontology annotation, molecular function: thiamine diphosphokinase activity; ATP binding.
AUGACCGCUAGCUUCGAGUGGCGCCUCAUCGAUAUCCUGCAUGAUGCUGAGUCCCAACGGCCGAAUAAUACUGAGUUUGCGUUGAUUGUCCUCAACCAGCCUCUCAGGGCCGGCCGGCUAUUCGAGUCUUUGUGGAGAAAUGCUCAAGUACGAGUUGCAGCCGAUGGUGGGGCAAAUCGCUUAUAUGAUUUGCUACAAUCUACCCAAUAUCAUUUGCAGGAUCAAGAUGUGGGCUUGGAUGCAAUUGUUGGUGACUUGGACUCACUACGCCUACCUGCCAAGCAAUACUUUACGAGCUUGGACAAACCUGCAAGAGUGAUCUGUGAACCUGACCAAAACUUCUACGAUCUGGACAAAGCGCUGUCUUGGGUGCGUUCAAAUUAUGCUGCCAAUAUGGAUGUUGCUAUCCUCGGUGACUUUGGUGGCCGCGUCGAUCAUGGACUCAGACAGAUCCACUAUCUGUACGUAUUCCAGCCUGGACCUGCCUAUGCCGAUGGAAGGGUUUUCCUUAUCACAAGUCAGAAUCUGUCGAUCCUUCUAAAACCAGGUCAUCAUCAGAUCUUGGUACAGGAACAUGAUGGGGGCAUUAUCGGGAAAAGCGUGGGAGUCAUUCCAGUUGGAAAACCCAGCUUUAUCACUACGAAGGGACUUCAUCAAGAUGCCAAGCAACUGAAGAUCGUGUUGGGAGAGAGAAUAAUCCGCGGUAAUGUCUUGCCGGGGAUGUCGACCAUUGAGAUUGAGACAUCAGAUGAUGUUCUAUUCACCAUUGAUGUUCUGGACAUUUAA